UCUCUGUGCCAGUCCCUCCGUCAGUUCAAAUAACAGAGUGGGCAUUCCCCUACCACCUCUCCACGAUCACCACAUGCCCUGAAAUGCCCACUGGAAACAGGCUGAAGGCACCAAGCAAAGGAACAACCCGGAGCUCCCUCUACUGGGGCAGCUCUCUGGAGCUGCAGGAUAUGAGAGAUACUAACGUCUGGACUCCGGCCCCAGUGCUCAGGCCAGCGUGACGUCAUCAGGCAGAGAGCUGAGUUCCCAGUGGGGAUGGGGGGAAGGCUCCUGAACUGGGCAUUCCUUCCCCAAGCCUCAUCACUGUUCAGCUCCUCCUCCUCCCCCUUUAACUCCCCCUCCUCCUCUUCCUCCUCCUCUUUUUUCUCCUCCUCCAGCUCUCCCCUCCCCCUUCUGCCGGGCCUGGAAUUGGGUUUGGGGCGGGUUCUGUUUCCAAAGCCAUCUCCAACAGGCAAGGCGGGUGAGGGCUCGUCCUCCACCCUGAGCCCGAAUUUUCCGAGGCUCCAGGCAGUACUUGGCUAGCCCGCUGCCCGUGGGUCAGCAAACUCGGAGUCCCAGGAGAAGAUCGCUACGAAGGGAACUCGGAGCAUCAGGACAGCCACAGGGCAUGUGUCUAGUCGGAGGUUAAGCCUGGUGGGAAGAAAGGUCCCCUGAGUCAGGACCUCACUGAAGAGGAAAGCUGGAGUAACAGGCUUUUGUGAGGCAGGGACACACACUGGUGAGCUACUAACAGGAGCCUGGACUCCUCAGUCCUGGAGAUGGCCGGAAACUGCUCGUGGGAGGCUCACUCCACCAACCAGAACAAGCUGUGUCCUGGGCCGAGCGAGGCUCUGGAACUCUACAGCAGAGGCUUCCUGACCAUUGAGCAGAUUGCCACGCUCCCUCCGCCGGCGGUCACAAACUACAUCUUCCUGCUGCUUUGCCUGUGUGGCCUGGUGGGAAACGGGCUGGUCCUCUGGUUUUUCGGCUUCUCCAUCAAGAGGACCCCCUUCUCCAUCUACUUCCUGCACCUGGCCAGCGCGGAUGGGAUGUACCUCUUCAGCAAGGCCGUGAUUGCUCUCCUGAACAUGGGGACCUUCCUGGGCUCUUUCCCCGACUACGUUCGAAGAGUGUCCCGGAUCGUGGGGCUCUGCACAUUCUUUGUAGGUGUGAGCCUCCUGCCGGCCAUUAGCAUCGAACGCUGUGUGUCCGUCAUCUUUCCCACCUGGUACUGGCGUCGGAGGCCCAAGCGCCUGUCCGCUGGGGUCUGCGCCCUGCUCUGGAUGCUGUCCUUCCUGGUUACCAGUAUCCACAACUACUUCUGCAUGUUCCUGGGCCACGAGGCCCCUGGUACAGCCUGCCGCAACAUGGACAUCUCCCUGGGCAUCUUAUUGUUCUUUCUCUUCUGCCCACUCAUGGUCCUCCCCUGCCUGGCGCUCAUCCUGCACGUGGAGUGCCGAGCACGGCGCCGCCAGCGCUCGGCCAAGCUCAAUCACGUGGUCCUGGCCAUUGUCUCUGUCUUCCUGGUAUCCUCCAUCUACUUAGGAAUCGACUGGUUCCUCUUCUGGGUCUUCCAGAUUCCGGCCCCCUUCCCCGAGUACGUCACUGACUUGUGUAUCUGCAUCAACAGCAGUGCCAAGCCCAUCGUAUACUUCCUGGCUGGGAGAGACAAGUCACAGCGCCUGUGGGAACCUCUCAGGGUGGUCUUCCAGCGGGCUCUCCGGGAUGGUGCCGAGCCAGGGGACGCUGCUAGCAGCACACCCAACACGGUCACCAUGGAGAUGCAGUGCCCCUCUGGGAACGCUUCCUGAGAGGCCAAUGUCUGGGGCGAGGCUGCAGCAGAGAGCGGCCAGUAGCUUCCAGAGACACUCUGCCCUAGGGCAGGAGUAGGGCAGCUGCCCCUGUGCUGCUAGGGAGAAGACCUGCCUUAACACAAGGCAGAUAUCUAUCUGCCUCUUGGGUGUGGCCAAGAGGCUGAUCAGCCACCUCUAGACAGCCCCUGGGGCCUCUGCUCCCCAACCAUUCUGCUUCUGUGACUCAGUGUACCAAAGUUGCCCUCACCAGCAUGGUAGGGUCCCUCCUCAACAGAAGCUCAAGAGUGAAGGCAAGAAGGAGGUCACCUCCUCAAACGUGACCCGGCCAGCACCACCGUCACUGGACCAGCAGCCUCAGCCCCACCUGCAGGGAAUUGUUCAGCCUCCCGAGGCAGCAGCAGAACAAACCCAAGAGAACGGUGCUAUCCAGAAGAGGGUCCUGUCCACAGGCGCUGUACCCUGCAAACAAGUCCCUGCCCCUUUGAUGAGUCACCUGGUGACUAAUGGAGUAGGAUCUGCCCUUGGCAAGCCGUGUGAGACAGAAAGGACCUUCUGUCACCUUGGGUAGCUGACUGUUUUUCUGACACCCCCCAACCCCCCAGCCAGCUCUGGGCAGCUGACUGCACUCAGCAUCUUCCAGGCCACUGUGGUCCACUCCUAAAUCCUCAAUCUCCAGUACCCAUUUCAAAGUGGACUCUGGUUCCAUCCUGGUCCCUGGGAGGCUGCCACCAUGAUGUCACCCAUCUUUCAACACAGUGGCCUGUGUAGCCAAAGGAAGUUUUAUAAAAGAUAAUAAAGUAUAUAUCAUACACAUUUUUUAACCUUGCAGUGAGGCA
This is a messenger RNA of Apodemus sylvaticus (European woodmouse), 2629 nucleotides long. RefSeq names its product MAS related GPR family member F (gene Mrgprf). The coding region runs from base 759 to 1790 and encodes 343 amino acids. The transcript is spliced from 4 exons. Gene Ontology annotation, cellular component: membrane. Lineage: Eukaryota; Metazoa; Chordata; Mammalia; Rodentia; Muridae. Gene Ontology annotation, molecular function: G protein-coupled receptor activity. The record is from RefSeq and is a predicted model, not a curated record. Gene Ontology annotation, biological process: G protein-coupled receptor signaling pathway.